Lolium rigidum is the source of this 1351-nucleotide messenger RNA. Its product is annotated as UDP-N-acetylglucosamine transporter ROCK1-like. The record is from RefSeq and is a predicted model, not a curated record. Gene Ontology annotation, biological process: pyrimidine nucleotide-sugar transmembrane transport. Gene Ontology annotation, molecular function: pyrimidine nucleotide-sugar transmembrane transporter activity. Bases 365 to 1129 code for a protein of 254 amino acids. The transcript is spliced from 5 exons. Gene Ontology annotation, cellular component: Golgi membrane. Lineage: Eukaryota; Viridiplantae; Streptophyta; Magnoliopsida; Poales; Poaceae.
CUCCCCUCCGCCGGAACCCUUCUCCUCGCGCCGCCCCGCCCCGCCCGUCCUCCAUUGCUGCCCACCCCUUUACCACAGCACCGAAACUCCCAAACACGUCCUGGUCGGAGUCGGAGGUGAUCGACGACAGCCCCAGAUCCCCAAUUUUUCUCCGUCUGCAAAUCCGGCCUCACUUCCCAAUUCGCUCCUAUUCCCAAUUCCUCACCUCCUCCCCAGCGCCGCCGCCGCCGCCGCCUCGUUUUUUCGACUCUAAGCCAGGUAGGCUGCAGCAAGCCAUCCGUUCUCCCCAGUCCUAGAGUGGACUCGGUGGACCGGAAAUCCAGCCAACCCUGGUUUCCAUCGGAGGCGGGCUCGGCGAGGCCGAAUGGGUUCGGCUUCUAAGCCAUCUCCGUCGGCGGCGGCGGCGCCUAGCCGGCGCAAGGUGGCGCUCUGCCUGGCGCUCCUCACCCUGCAGUACGGCGCGCAGCCCCUGAUCUCCAAGCGCUGCGUCGGGCGAGAAGUUAUAGUAACUUCAUUGGUUCUUGCAAUUGAAGUAUUAAAGGUUAUAUGUGCUGUCAUUUUAUUACUGGCAGAGGGCAAUCUGAAGAAGCAAUUCAGUAAUUGGAGUCUUGUCGGAUCGCUGACUGCGUCAGGACUUCCUGCUGCAAUCUAUGCACUUCAGAAUAGCCUGUUGCAGAUAUCAUACAAGAAUUUAGAUUCCCUGACCUUUUCAAUCCUUAAUCAGACCAAGCUAUUAUUCACAGCAUUCUUCACGUAUCUUAUUUUGGGGCAAAAACAAUCGCCCAAACAAAUUUUAGCAUUAACCCUCUUAAUCAGCGCGGCUGUCCUUUUAAGCAUUGGGGAGAGUAGCAGGAAAGGUGUAAGUGGUGGUAGCUCUGAUUAUGUCUUACUCUAUGGAAUCAUUCCUGUAACGGUCGCAUCAGUGUUGUCUGGUUUGGCCUCUUCCUUGUGUCAGUGGGCAUCUCAGGUAAAAAAGCAUACGUCCUAUAUGAUGACUAUCGAGAUGUCAUUUAUUGGGAGUAUGUGCUUGUUAGCAAGUACCUUUCAGUCACCAGACGGAGAAGCCCUGAGAAAAUAUGGUUUUUUCCAUGAAUGGACUUUGUGGACAGUGGUGAGUACUCUUUGUUAAUUUGUUAUGCUAUGUUCUCUCACUAUGAGGUGAAAUUUGGCAAAUUAAGUGGUACAUGCAUUACAAAACAGUAAGCAGUCAUAGCCAUAAUCUAGUUGCAUAAAAUAAACUGGCAUUGAGAUGGCUAAGUAAAGUGUAACAGAACCUGACAAUGUGACAUCUGAACUAGUUUGUGCUAUACUUUUUUGUCUCCCAUAAUCUUUAUUGAAAUUCGUAAGAUGC